Molecule: messenger RNA, 4666 nt
Organism: Pan troglodytes (chimpanzee)
Lineage: Eukaryota; Metazoa; Chordata; Mammalia; Primates; Hominidae
Gene: DTWD2
Product: DTW domain containing 2
Exons: 6
Coding region: 160-1056 (298 amino acids)
Source: RefSeq, a predicted model, not a curated record
CAGCGGCAGGGUGGGACCUCCAGCCUGGGCUUCGGAGACCCGCCCCCCGUACGUGGCGUGCGUGCAUGGCGCUACGCGGCGCGGGCCGGUUUCUACAGCGCGUGGCGCCCCCCGGCGGCAGCCGGGCUUCAAUGCCACGGCCUGACUGGAGUGUCCGCCAUGGAGUCGCAGAAAGAGGCGCGAACACUCCAGGAGCCCGUUGCGCGGCCUUCUGGGGCCUCAAGCUCUCAGACGCCGAACGACAAGGAGCGGCGGGAGGGCGGCGCAGUGCCGGCGGCGGCUGCCCUGGGCGCAGAGGCGGACGACGACAGUGCGGACGGGCUGUGGGAGCUGCCGGUGGAGCCGGCCGAGCGGAGGCCCGAGUGCACCCGCUGCAGCCGGCCUCAGAAAGUGUGUUUGUGUCCAUUUCUCCCAGCGCACCCUCUGCAUAUCUCUACCCACUUGUACAUAAUUCAGCAUCCAGCAGAGGAAAACAAAGUGUUGCGUACAGUUCCUCUACUAGCAGCAUGCCUCCCCCAGGACAAGUGUAAAGUGAAGAUCGGUCGUCGCUUCAGUGAAGAAAGAGAUCCUGAACUUUCAACUGUUUGCCGGAAGUCUGGUACAUUAAUAUUAUAUCCAGGGUCUGAAGCUGCUAAUUUGGAAGAAUUUAUAUUAGAUUCUCCUGUUUAUCCUUCUACAAUCAUCAUCAUUGAUGGUACAUGGAGCCAGGCUAAGGACAUUUUCUAUAAGAACUCCUUGUUCCGACAUCCCAAACAGGUGCAAUUAAAAACUAGCAUUUCUAGUCAGUAUGUAAUUCGGAUGCAGCCGACUAAUAGAUGCCUUUCUACACUGGAGUGUGCAGCUGUUGCUCUUUCCAUCUUGGAGAAAAAUAAUUACAUACAAGAGACUUUGCUUCGCCCUCUUCAAGCUUUAUGCUCCUUUCAACUUCAGCAUGGUGCCCAAAUUCGCCUCAGCAAGGAACACCUUCUGAAAAAUGGAUUAUAUCCUAAACCAAUGCCAAAGAACAAACGCAAACUCAGGAAAAUGGAAUUGUUAAUGAAUAGUGUUAAAAUUUAGUACAGUUAUUCUUUUGGUGCUAGCUUAACUGUCUUCAUCUAACAAUACCAAAUUAAGUUUUCAUAAAGUUAAGGUCUGUAGGUUUUUGACUUGCUAAAGAAGAAUGAGAAUUGCAUACUAAUCUUACCCAGAAGAAGGAAGUAAACCAAAUAUUCAUAAAUACAAAUAAACAGAAAUUCACUGGCUCACUGAAAAGCAGGAUUUCCUACUGUACUUGUUUUUAAAAAUGUGCCUCUAAUACACGUUUUCAAACCCAAAUUUAAAAUAUGAUUUGUUGUUGUGAUAGGUUAGAAGUUCUUACUUGUAAAAUAGAAGAAAAUUGUUGUAGUGGAUUGGAACGGUGUUGUUUCCAUUAAUGUUUAUAAAUAAUUAGGUGUAGACCAAUAAUAUAAGAUUCCUACAUCAGUUUGCAGUCCUGACUUUACAGUUUGAAAUAAGUAGCAAAAGAAAAUUAUGAUAAUCAAGUAAUUUAUUAUUUUGUAAAAUAGUAUAGAGGAAUAAGGAAAUUUUAAGUAUUGUUUAGGGGCUAAAUUUGAACUCAGCUAAUAUGAUUUAAGUGCUCUAUUAAUUGCCCUGAUUUUUAAAGAGGUGCAUGUAAUUUUGAAAUAGCACACAUUUUCAUUUGUAAUCACUCUGGAUAAAUUUGUAUUUUUCAGUGUUCAUUGAACAGGCUUAUUGACUCUGGUAAACUUAUUUUAUUGAUGUUUUCAUAUGGAAGAUAAUAAGUGGAAUAUGAUGCAAUUGUUAUUUUCAGAACAUAUUUCUUUAGGGCUAUUUAAUAUAACCUUUUUAACGAGCAAAAGCUUUCCAUUUGAGAGAAAAAAUUCUUCCUGCUCUGUGGGAAAAUAUUUGCUGAGAUUUUGUAUAGAAUAAGAGACAUGUAUGUAACAUAUAUGUAUAUUCAGCACAAGUCUACUGCAAUUAUGUACACAUUUUGGCAAGAAGAGGGGAUUUUGUUUAGUCUUUGUUUAUGACUUCUAGAGUUUCCUGUAUCUAGUGUUAAGUUGUAAGGAAAAACUAAACAUGCCAUUUAAAGGUAAACUUGGUAACUAUUUAUAGAGCAUACACCAAUGAUUAUUUCUCACAGUUUUCAUGAUCAUUUGUUUAUUAUUUACUUGGAUUAGACUCAUUAAAAGGUAUAAUGCUGGUCACAAUUAGAAUGCUAAUAUUUGGGGAAACUAUGCAGAAAAUAUUUUAAAAUAUUAAAAGAGUGCUAGCUUCUAUUGUUGAUUUAUUUUUGGACUUAAAAACAAAUUAGGGCUGGGCCCAUUAGCUCACACCUGUAAUCCCAGCACUUUGGGAGGCUGAGAUGUGAGAAUUGCUUGAGCCCAGGAGUUUGAGACCAGCCUGGGCAAUAUGGUGAGACUCCAUCUCCAUACAAAAUUAAAAAAAAAAAUAAUUAGCCAGAUGUGGUGGUGUGCACUUGUAGUCCUAGCUACUUGGGAGGCUAAGGUGGGAGGAUCGCUGGAGCCCAGGACAUCAAGGUUGCAAGGAGCUAUGUUCAUUCCACUGCACUCCAGCCUGGGCUACAGAGUGAGACCUGUCUAAAAUAAAUAAAUAAAUAAACAAACUAGCUCAUUUACAAUGUAAAGCACCUAAUAUCAAAUGAUUAUUUGGUGUACUAGAAAAGAAACAGCAUAUAAUAAUGUAUAAUAGUUUCUUAACAAGUGGGGCUAAAAUCAUUUUGUAGUAAUUUUUCACAUUGAUAUUAAACUUCAUGAGUUUCUUUUAGUCAUUAUUAUUAUUAUUAUUAUUAUUAUUAUUAUUAUUUGAGAUGGAAUCUCGCUCUGUCACCCAGGCUGGAGUGCAGUGGCGCAAUCUUGGCUCACUGAAAGCUCCGCCUCCUGGGUUCACGCCAUUCUUCUGCCUCAGCCUCCUGAGUAGCUGGGACUACAGGUGCCCACCGCCACGCCCGGCUAAUUUUUUGUAUUUUUAGUAGAGAUGGGGUUUCACCGUAUUAGCCAGGAUGGUCUCGAUCUCCUGACCUCGUGAUCUCCCUGCCUUGGCCUCCAAAAGUGCUGGGACCGUGCCCAGCCAUCAUUAUUAUUUUUUAAAAAGAAAACUCCCCCUACCCCCAGUAUACCAUUUUGUAUCUCAAAAUUUUACUUUAUUGAUUUUUAAGAGUAAUUUCUACUUUUAUCUUUUAAAUAAAACAUUUUAGAGUAUUUUUGAAGACUUAAAAAGCUUAAAAUUUAGUGUUUUUGGAAAUGUAUAAAAUUUUCUUGAAGUAUGUAUAGUUUUCCAAAUUACUUUACUGACCUGUUAACUCACUGUACUUGUUUUUUACUUAUUUUUUCCUGACCUCUUAACAAGGUGAGUCCAUUUAAUCAUCUGUGGUAUAAAAUGCUUCUCUAGUCACCUGUUCUCAUUAAACAGUUGUAAGUAAGUUUUAAAAGCCAUUAUUUUAAUUACUAAAAGUUCUCAAGUGUGUAGUAUUAUCUGAGUAUUUUAACAGAAAAAUUAAUCAGGCUUUUAAAAAUUACUUUUUUAUUGUAUUAGUUGGCUUUUAAAUUCAGAUUCUUUAUAUUUGCUUGAUUUUCCUGGAAGUUCCAAGUUUUAUGAAUUUGUAGCUGAUAGUAGGUUUUACUUGUGUACCCCAUCUGCACUUUGAUGUUGUGUAGAUGGUUUUGUGAGUUAUUUAAACCAUGUAACUCAGAGAAUAGUAUUUCCUCAUACAUAAAGUGACCUCACUUUUAAUCAGCUCCUUUAUAGUAUGUUGAAAAUCACUGCGUGUAAUGAGAGGUAUUGAGAGUUUCUUGCACACAUGAGUGUAAAAGGUUGAGAACUAGAUUAUACAUAGUAGUAAGUCACACUGCAUGGCAGCUUUCUACAGGUUGGAUUACAAGACUUAUGUGGAAUAGGAGAAUUAUAUUGGGAAAAAAUUAUUUUCUCUAACUUUAAGACUCCAGAGACACUUUUCUUAGUCAUGACCAGUAAUAUUUUUCAUAUAUUUUGGAAGAAAUAAGCUCCUCACUAUACCACCAGUUAGUGAUUUAUUUAUUUAUGUAUUUUAGAGACAGAGCCUCCUUCUGUCACCCAGUUUGGAGUGCAGUGGUGUAAUCAUAGCUUACUGCAGCAUCAAACUCCUGGGCUCAAGUGUUCCUCCUGCCUCAGCCUCCCAAGUAGCUAGAACCUCAGCCCCAUGCCACCACACUCAGCUAAUUUUAAAUUUUACUAAUUUCAUUUAAUUUUUGUGGAGAUGGGGGUCUUGCUGUGUUGUUUAGGCUGGUCCUGAACUCCUGGCCUCAAGCGAUCCUUCUGCCUUGGCCUCUCAGUAAAUUAUAUAGAAGAGCACUUCUGUAUAAUUUACUCAGUUUCUUCAUCACAUAUUUCCAACUGUUGCCCUAAAUAGGUUUAAAAAUGUGAUCAUGUUAUUAGAAAAUCCUUUCCAUUGAAUUUCAGGGAUGCUGAAUUUCAGGGAGCUAAAUUGUUGACCCUUGCCUGUAGUUGUUAUUGGUUCAGAAGUAAAUUUUACUGAUGCUACAAGUAAAAAAUUAGAUCUGACUUAGUAAACUCAAAAGUUUUACAAAACUGUAUUUUACUAUGUAGAUGUAUUUCUUUAAAAUAGGUAUGGAUGGAUAUUUUUAUGAAUAAAUAAUAUUGCAUUAUA